UAGUUAUUGUAAAAUUGCAUUACACGAAAACAUCUCAACCUAAUAAAAAUUGUGAUAAAACUAAGUACAGAUUUUUGGUUCCUUGUAUCUUCAAGCUACAUAAUAAUGUCACUCUAUUUGCUAAUGUUUAGAUAAGGUAGACUUGUCGCGCGAUAUUAAACGAUUCUGACUUUAAAAUGGAAAUAUUACGCGCAGUUACAUUUCAUCUCAGUUACAAUCAACAUCAACGCUUUUUUCGUUUUGUCAUUUUAAAAUUCUCGAAAUGUAAAGAAUUGUAAAACGUAAAAUAUAAUUCUAAAUUUGUAUUUCUAAAAACGUUAUUAAAAAUUUUGGAUGGAAAAUUUUUUAUAAUCAAUAUUGUAAAAUUGGACAGACUGACGUAACACAAAUUCCAAAAUUAAAUAUUUUGGUAUUUAUUUAAAAUAAUAAAUUUCAGAAAAGUAUAGCAUCAAAAUUUUUUCAACUUAAAUAGAUAUACCUCAAAGAUAUUGGCAAAACUCAUUUGGCGAAAAAGUGAAAUUAACGAUAAUGGAAGGUAAAAGUCUGAGCGAGGUACUUGCGGUAAAAGAUCCGGCAAAAAUAACAAAAUCGAACGAGACGUCCGAUGUCGGACCUUUAAAAUUAAAGGUGUAUAAAAAGAGAUGGCUAAUACUAAUCAUCUAUAUGAUUUAUAAUGGAACAAAUUCUUCUCAAUGGAUAGAAUAUUCGAUUAUAAGCAAUAUAGUUACUAGGUAUUACGGAGUCUCUUCGUUAAUGGUUGAUUGGACUUCGAUGAUAUUCAUGGCGAUUUAUGUGGUGUUUGUAUUUCCAGCGUCGUACGUGAUAGACAAGUGCGGUCUGCGAUGGACCAUUAUUAUAGGUACCGCGUUAAACUGUUUGGGUGGCUGGAUAAAAACCUUUUCCGUUCAUCCCGACAGGUUUUACGUCGCUUUUAUCGGUCACGCGGUAGUCGCGCUCGCGCAGACUUUGGUCCUGCCGCUACCGGGACACUUGGCCGCGCAAUGGUUUCCUUCGACCGAACUGUCAACCGCCACGUCUUUGGGUAUUUUUGGCAAUCAAUUGGGAAUAGCGUUGGGUUUUCUCUUAGUGCCUAUAACGGUAAAAAAUCACGAUAGUCUGGAUGAUAUCGGCAAAGAUUUGACAAGGUUAUGCUGGAUCAUUGCAAUCAUCGGCACGGUUGUAUUCGGACUGGUUCUUAUACUAUAUCAGAAUGAACCAAAACUGGCACCGAGCGAGACGCGGGCGCUGCAAAAGUUAAAUCGGGCGAAGAAAAGAGAAGAGUUUAUGGCGCCGAUUAAAAGACUCUCUAAGAACAAAAACUACAUGAUGCUCUGUAAUUGCUACGGUUUAAAUGUCGGCGUACUGGAUGUCGUGUCUACAUUACUCAAUCAAAUAUUUCUCGCACACUUCAAGAAUGGAGAAGAAGACGCAGGCAGAAUUGGCUUAGCUAUAAUUCUGACUGGCAUGGCAGGAUCCGUUAGUUUCGGUAUCAUCCUUGAUAAGACGCACAAAUUCAAAGAAACUGCCGUGACUGUAUAUUUUCUUACAUUUGUUGGUCAAGUAUUAUUCACGGUAUCUAUUUGCAUGGGUAUAAAAUGGAUGGUAUACGUGUCGGCAAUUUUCUUAGGGUUUUUCAUGUCGGGAUAUCUGACAUUAGGAUACGAAUUGAGCACUGAAUUUACGUAUCCGGAAUCGGAGAAUAUACCUGCAGGAAUUCUCAAUAUGACGACCUCCAUAUACGGCAUCAUUCUCAUUAUAAUAUUUGGAAUAAUACUAAACGCAUAUGGCGAUAUUCCGGUGCACAUUGGUUUAUGCUUGACUUUGCUGCUAGGUGCUAUCUUGACUGCAAUAACGAAAGACGAGCAAAGACGACAAGAUGCGAGGAAGAAGGCUCAGUACGAAGGAUUUGCACAAAUGGAGAAGAACGUCAACGGUGUUCCAGAAACUAAUCAACUAACUUAUAGCGUUAAUUAAUAGAUACAAACAAUAUAUCAAAUCUUGCGAUAAUGAUAAAUUUUCUAUCAGACACGCAAAUUUUAUUCAUAUUCUGAUUUUUAUCAAUGUUAUUUCACCUCCUAUCUCCUCCUAUACAUUA
Molecule: messenger RNA, 2095 nt
Organism: Solenopsis invicta (red fire ant)
Lineage: Eukaryota; Metazoa; Arthropoda; Insecta; Hymenoptera; Formicidae
Product: feline leukemia virus subgroup C receptor-related protein 2
Exons: 7
Coding region: 529-1974 (481 amino acids)
Biological process (GO): heme export; transmembrane transport
Cellular component (GO): membrane
Molecular function (GO): heme binding; heme transmembrane transporter activity
Source: RefSeq, a predicted model, not a curated record